AGAAAGAUCACACCUAAACGAAUUCGGACAUUUAGGAGGAAAUGUUAAGUUUCUUGACUUAGAAAACAAUAUUUGAUCUCCUUAUUUGUGACAAGUGAUGUUUAUUUUUUGCAGCUGUAAAAACUUAAUGCUUUGCGGUAAUUAGAUUAAUUUAAUUAAAUAAAUGUUUCAUUUGAUGACAUCCGCCGAGUUCGAAAUAUAUUUUGUGCAUCGACUGAAGGCGCCUGAAAUAGAUCUGGUCACGAUUUAGUACGAAUGAUAUGUACAUGUGUUAUAGUCCGAAUUUUUGAGGCAACUGAUGAAAUACGAAUUAAAUAUUGGGAUUUAUACAAACAAAUGUUCAUUGAAUCAAUCAGAUAAAUCGGUUAUAUUCAAAAAUCCAAAUGUGCCUUGUCAUUUACAACUAAUUUGAAUAUUGAUAAAGAGAUGAUCUUAUAAUUCGUUACGCUUCAGUGAUUUUAGGCGGAUCAGAUAUGGUUUGACUUGACCAUCCCAGGUCACAACUUUGCCUUGUGAAAUUUAGAUUAAAUCUACGGACAGAUAACAGACAAAGACUGAUAUUUAGUAGUUAUUUGUUCAAUUGUCACCCUAGGAGGACACGAACGAAAUAAAACGUUACAGAAAUAGACAAUACCAUGGUUGUUCAAGUAUUAGUCGUGGCUUUUCUUCUUUCCUUUGCUUCUACAGCACCUAUCGAUUUAAGUUGCAAUGUUCCUGUUGACCUGGUUUUUGUUCUGGAUGGAUCGGACAGUCUAAAAGAAUCAGAAUUUAGCGCCUCGAAACAGUUCGUACUUGAUGUCAUACAAAGUCUCACUCUGGGAAAACAGAACGUGCAGCUAUUCAUCGAGCUCAAUUUAACAAAAUGCAACCAUCGAUGGUGUUCUUUACCUGCAGACCUGUUUUGCAGAUAUGAACUUGAACAAAUUGCGUCAGAUUCGCAGAAGACUCUGAUUCUAACUAACAGUAUGACAGACCCAGCCUUCUUACAGGAGUUUGAAGAUAAACUCAGACCACGUGUUUGUGAAGUUUCAAUAACAACAGAAAAAGCGACCACAACAGUCAUUCCGAUGUUACCAUCAACAGAAAAACUAGUGCCUGACAAGUACUGUCCUAAUUGUAUGAAAGAUGUUAAUUAUGGUUAUAAACCCUACCCGGGUGAUUGCACCAAAUAUUAUGAUGUUAGACCUGAUGAAAACGGUGGAGCAAUACAGGAUGUGAAGAAAUGUCCUUUCGGAACUUUUUGGGACUCUACGUACUUAACAUGUCAAUAUACAUGGAUGGUGAACUGUGUAUACGAUCCAUGUAGAAGCUAUUCAUCCGGGACAUUAGCCAUGCCUGGUGUAUGCAGUGGUUAUUGGACAUGCUCUAACUUCCGAGGGAACGCCACCUGUUGUUCGAGACCAAACCAAAGAUACGUACAGGGUGUUGGAUGUUUAGAGGAUUUCUCUUGUACAACACCUUGUCCAGACGAUGACUCAAAUAGAAUCCAAGUGCCACAACAGUGCUACAGAUAUCCAUAUCAACCAGACCAGUCCAAAUAUUAUGAAGAAAAUCAUGGUUUCAACAUCACACGAAGUUGUGCACCAGGCACAUGGUUUGAUCAGAACACGUGUUCUUGUUCUAUAACUUCCGGUUUGAAUUCUGGAAAUAUACAGGCACCUAUACACUUCCCUGAUGAACUAACAAGGAAGACAACUAAAGGUGAAGGGGAAUAUAUGAAACAAGAAGAGACAUAUGAUAUGUUCCUAACUUUUGGAAACCAGCGAGACAAGUCGAUAGAGAUAUGGAAUUCAUUGAAUAACGAAUUAAUUGAACAAAGAGCAGUCUUGCUGAACGGAAAAGAAUUUUUCAAUGUAUGGCAGGCAAACCGACGACCGUUAUUGAAAAGUGCUUUCGUAGAUGAAUUAAAUGGCGAUUCUUUCAAUUUAUGGUCGCCAAAAAUGUUGUCCCGGAAUAGAAAUGGUCGACGGCUACGAAUAAUGCCGAGAAACCCUAAUAAAGAAAGGAUGUGGCAGAGAUCACUUGUAGGUUGUGGCCCGGAUGUUUCUUAUGAGUUCAAUAGCAGUAGUGGUAUAACAGACAGUUCUAGCAAUGGCGUUCUGGCAGGAUUCCUCAACAUCGUUCUUAACGGACAUACAGCGGCCUUCAAUGGACAGAGUAUGUUAAACAUUUGGCGAUUCUCUAAUGUUGAACUAAAAAAUCGCUUGGUCAUUGAAUUCCAGUUUAAAACUUCUGGUUCCGGUAUUCAAAGUGAGGCACUGGUUUCUAACUGUAUCGGAAGCGACCUUGAGGAAGCAUCAUUACUGAUCGUAGCCAACCGUGGGAGUAACACCGUUCUUUUUCGUACCGUAACAGACAAAGGAACAUCAGAAAUAUCAGCCCCGUACAUACCUGGAGCAAUGAAUUCUGUGACGUAUAUUUACGAUGGCCAAAGGAUGAUCUGUGCUGUAAAUUCAAUGGUCGUUCAGUCCUUUCUGACUGGUGAUAUUCAGACAAGACAAACCGGCAUUAUCAUCGGCGCUGCCAGUAAAUGGGCGUCAUUCCAAGGAGACAUGGACAAUUUUCAUCUGUACCGUUGUAUACCUGCCAGUGUUGUACCAUUGCUUAGCAAGUAGCUUCUAUUCUAGGACACAUGCAAUCGUUCGGCUUCAUCUUAAACGAUAAUAAACCGUUAAUUUAGUUAUUUGCGUACACUGUAGUAGUUUAAAUGUUAACAUAUUCAUGAUUAUUUAAUUUAAAUGUUGCAUUAGAUUUAUGAUGUAUGUUAAUUUGAAU
Messenger RNA from Mytilus trossulus (common blue mussel), 2775 nucleotides. RefSeq lists its product as uncharacterized. Gene Ontology annotation, molecular function: chitin binding. The record is from RefSeq and is a predicted model, not a curated record. Bases 636 to 2615 code for a protein of 659 amino acids. The transcript is spliced from 13 exons. Lineage: Eukaryota; Metazoa; Mollusca; Bivalvia; Mytilida; Mytilidae.